This is a messenger RNA of Priapulus caudatus, 567 nucleotides long. RefSeq lists its product as uncharacterized. The record is from RefSeq and is a predicted model, not a curated record. Lineage: Eukaryota; Metazoa; Priapulida; Priapulimorpha; Priapulimorphida; Priapulidae. The coding region runs from base 1 to 567 and encodes 188 amino acids. The transcript has a single exon.
AUGGGGCUGGUUCAGAAAUCUGAACUGCAAGAUUAUUGGUCGGUCGAGAGCAUCAUGAAAUCUACAUUUGCACCGGCCGUGAUGUCACGUGAACGCUUUAUGGGAAUUCUGUGGAUGUUACAUGUGGCUGAUAAUAGUACAUACGUAAGGAAAGGUGACGACGGCCAUGACCCACUAAAUAAAGUUCGACCUGUUCUCGAAAUGUUGCUUCAGAAAUUCGGAGAUAACAUGAAUCCUGGAAGGGAAAUAUCGCUCAAUGAGGGCACAUGUGGCUUCAAGGGCCGUGUCUCUUUUCGUGUCUACAAUCUUGACAAGCCCAGUAAAUGGGGAAUAAAGCUGCACGAGCUUUGUGAAGCCGAGUCUGGUUGCUGUUUCGAGUUCGAAGUAUUUACUGGCAUGGAGCGACAGCAGUCUCAGGAGAAAACAUUUGACUGUGUCAUGAAUAUAAUGCAACGGCAUCUUGACAAAGGUCAUGCUCUUUUUAUGGACAGAUAUUAUUCUAGCCCAAAACUUUAUGAUGAACUGUACAGAAGAGACACUUUCUACAGGGACAUGCCAAGCAAAUAG